Echinococcus granulosus is the source of this 1242-nucleotide messenger RNA. Its product is annotated as Beta-1,3-galactosyltransferase. The record is from RefSeq and is a predicted model, not a curated record. Lineage: Eukaryota; Metazoa; Platyhelminthes; Cestoda; Cyclophyllidea; Taeniidae. The coding region runs from base 1 to 1242 and encodes 413 amino acids. Gene Ontology annotation, cellular component: membrane. The transcript is spliced from 2 exons. Gene Ontology annotation, molecular function: hexosyltransferase activity.
AUGAUAUUAAUACUGACCCUAAUUAGAAUCACUUUUCUCUUCCGUACAGACAAUCUUGCCUAUUACUCUACAAAUUGGCCUUUUCAACUUCGAAAAAAGGGAAGUGUCUACGAGCUGAAAGCCAUCUACCUUGUUAAUGGAAUAAGCAAAUCAGAAUUCAAAAUUCCCGAGGUCUAUGUUCGCAAGAAUGGGAAUCAGUCAGUGCUUCUGAGUCACAAAGAUUUGCAGUGGAUUGCUGAUAUACACUGGCAGCGUCCCAUUAAUCCACGGGUGUAUCGCGUCUAUCCACAACCACUAGAUCUCAACGAUACCAUCCACCGGUUACUAAACGGCAUACCGAUUGCAGAGGCUCCAAUAAAUGGCGACACCUUCAGAUACUUGGCCAUUAGCCAAGGAGUGUGCCACCCGGAAAACCCCGUCAGUCAUGCUUUCGACGUUGUCGUGGUGGUCAAAUCCAAUGUAGCCGGCUUCCGGCGUCGCGAACUCUUUCGUCGUGUAUACGGUGAUGUGGUGAACAACAACGCUCAUGACAUCCGAGAUAUGCGAAUCGGCCUGGUAUUUUCCCUGGGUGUUCCACGUACCCAAACCAACAGUUUCUUUAGACGUGGUACCCAUAAUUUCAAACUCAAAGGCAGUGGAAGUGAGAAUCUGAACCCGGAGUCACUUAAACAAACCUCUAAAGACUUGGCUGAAGAGAUAGUCACUCACGACGAUAUGAUAGUGGGUGACUACGAAGAUACCUACUUCAAUCUCACAAUGAAGACCCAUUACUCCUUCAUGUGGUUCUCAACUUUCUGCCGAAUCACUCAGCCUAACGUACUAUUUAUCGAUGAUGACGUCCCCUUCUCCCCGCAACAGCUUAUUCGAGUCCUCUCCUCUAUGUCUCUAAAGCAACGAAGAACCCUGUUCCAUGGGAAGGUAGAAAUUAACGCGAAAGUGAUACGAUUCGGCUGGAAAAGUUAUCAGAAAUGGGCUCUGUUAAAGGAAGAGGCUCCCUGGCCACUCUAUCCGCCCUAUUUGCAGGGUAUAUACAUCCUGGCGGGAUUCAAACAUGUUGAGCGGGUGGCUCUGGGGAUGCUCUUCACCCAGUACAUCCCAAUUGAAGAUGCCUGGAUUGGACUGGUAGCUACGAGGUUAAAUAUCACCUUGAGCAGCAUCCACGAGUAUAUGUCGAGAGAGAACAUGUUGAUCAAGAAAAGGUCAGAGUUUGAACCAGUUGAUAGUAAGGUGUUCUUUAGAUGA